Messenger RNA from Homarus americanus (American lobster), 438 nucleotides. RefSeq lists its product as uncharacterized. The record is from RefSeq and is a predicted model, not a curated record. The transcript has 2 exons. Bases 1 to 438 code for a protein of 145 amino acids. NCBI's taxonomy places the organism in Eukaryota, Metazoa, Arthropoda, Malacostraca, Decapoda, Nephropidae.
AUGGAGGGCCAUCAGCGGGAGCUCAAGAUAUCCAAGACAAAGUGGCUUGGGGAUUCAGAGCCCGACCGAGCUUCGAAUUCCACAUUCUACUUCAAACUCCACAUCCUGCUUCGAACUCCACAUCCUACUUCAAACUCCACAUCCUACUUCAAACUCCACAUCCUGCUUCGAACUCCACAUCCUGCUUCAAACUCCACAUCCUACUUCAAAUUCCACAUUCUGCUUCGAACUCCAACUCCACAUCCCACUUCAAACCCACAUCCUAAACUCUCAAAACUCCACAUCCUGCUUCGAACUCCACAUCCUACUUCAAACUCCACAUCCUACUUCAAACUCCACAUCCUGCUUCGAACUCCACAUCCUGCUUCAAACUCCACAUCCUACUUCAAAUUCCACAUUCUGCUUCGAACUCUCCUUCAACUUAACUCUCACAACUGA